AUGGACGAACCAAUUGACAUUCAUGAAGACUCUGGUCGAUACUUGCAAGAGUUUAUUUCAAGUAUGGAAAACCUCCCGAGUGAAAUACAAUAUCACUGGGCAGAAAUAAGAAAUAGAUACGAUCAAGCAAGAGCACCUGAGAAGCGGAUAAAGAGUGCCCAGCAUGAUUUAGCCAAGAUCCAUAAACAAUGGUUCACUCAAGAGAUUGAAAAGAGAGAGAAAAUACUAAAAGAACAACCUGAACUGAUUCAACGUGUGAGAAAUGAUUACAAUAAACUUGAAGAUUUAGCAAAUGAAAGAGUCUCUUUGGCUGAGGAAGCCCUUAAACUUGUAGAUCGCCAUUUAAAUAAACUAAAACAGGAUCUUGAAAAACAUGAUCGUGAUCAUCCAGAUGCAAUGCCACUAUCUCAACCCAUACACAGUUACACAAUACCACACGGAAGACAAGAUUCCAUGGUAAUGGAUUUAGAUAUGGAUUCAGAUAAUCAACUAGAGGAUGACGUCGAUGAGGAGAAUGAGUCAGAGGAAGAGACAGAAUAUAGAUUACCAAUAAAUCAAAAGAGAAUGAGAAGAGAUAAUGGUGAUGCAGAUAAUGAUGACAGGCCAUAUUGCUUUUGCCAACAAGUGUCUUAUGGUGAUAUGGUAGCCUGUGACGGAGCAAAUUGUCCUUAUGAAUGGUUCCAUAUGGAAUGUGUCGGUCUAGAGGAACCACCCAAGGGAGCAUGGUACUGUCCAGAUUGUUCUGCAAGAUUAAUGAGACAAAGACGUAAACAAAGUCAAUUGACUCAACCACUGACAAAGAAAAUGAAGAAAAGGAAGGAUUCCCAUGUAUAA
Rhizopus microsporus ATCC 52813 is the source of this 834-nucleotide messenger RNA. RefSeq lists its product as uncharacterized. The transcript has 6 exons. Lineage: Eukaryota; Fungi; Mucoromycota; Mucoromycetes; Mucorales; Rhizopodaceae. The record is from RefSeq and is a predicted model, not a curated record. The coding region runs from base 1 to 834 and encodes 277 amino acids.